AUGGAAUCCAUACAUCGUCUCGCAACAACCGAAGCCCUACGCUCACUGGAUCAUGUAGAUCUCACUUUAAAACUGGAACUGGUAGACAACAUACGGAGUAAUUUUAAGCUCACACAAAACCGCCUGGAAGAAGAAGAUCCUGACGAAUUGGAUACUGAUGCUCGACAGCAGUUCUUGAACAUAUUUCUUUCAGUCAAAGGCGCCAUCACUCGCGAGCUACAGUCCAACCGCUUAGAUAGCCAUUUACAUUCAACCACACGCAAUUUUUCGCCUCAGGACUCGCAAUCUGUGGUUGUUCUAAAGCAACCAAAAUCUUGUUUACCGGAACUGAAGUUGCCAACGUUUAGAGGCAACUACUCAGAUUGGCCACAAUUUUUCUCCAUGUUUCGCACCAUAAUUGACCGAGAAGCUGAAUUAACUAAAGUGGAAAAACUCCAACAUCUCCGCUCAUGCCUUGCAGAUGCCGCGUUGGACACCAUCAAGUCCUUAGAAAUUCGCGAAUCUAACUAUGAUAAAGCUCUUGAAUUACUAAAUAACCGAUAA
Anastrepha obliqua is the source of this 543-nucleotide messenger RNA. RefSeq lists its product as uncharacterized. NCBI's taxonomy places the organism in Eukaryota, Metazoa, Arthropoda, Insecta, Diptera, Tephritidae. Bases 1 to 543 code for a protein of 180 amino acids. The transcript has a single exon. The record is from RefSeq and is a predicted model, not a curated record.